Messenger RNA from Cheilinus undulatus (humphead wrasse), 2273 nucleotides. Its product is annotated as CD209 antigen-like. The transcript is spliced from 7 exons. The record is from RefSeq and is a predicted model, not a curated record. The coding region runs from base 150 to 1910 and encodes 586 amino acids. Lineage: Eukaryota; Metazoa; Chordata; Actinopteri; Labriformes; Labridae. Gene Ontology annotation, molecular function: signaling receptor activity.
AAAACAUCUGAUGACAUGGGCAAAUGAGCUUCCUGUCAUCUGUACAAUAAAAAUCUCUGCAGAUUGUGAUCAAUCAUUGCAGCACCAUUAUAUGAACACAUCAAAGUGACACUCGCUUCUGCUCAACUCCAGGAGGGACCGUUAUCAGAAUGGAUCCGAUGGAGAUCGAUGACAGUGUACGUAUGAGGAAGAGCCUCACCAAAGAUGGCCUUGUCACCAAAGUUGAUUUUCAAGGAAGAAAGCCUCCCUCUAGAAGUGCCUCUGUGUGUCUCGGAUUAAUGUGCACGCUCCUUUUUGCUGCAAACAUGGGACAGUUUCUCUACUAUUACAUGUUCAUCAAUCCCAUGUCAGAAGACCUGAUUCAGACUGCUAACAGCACUGGAGAACAGUUAGAGGCCGCAUUGACAAAGGUCAAAGAGCAGCUGCAGCAAAGCUACAAGACAUUAAAACAAGAGAAAGAUCAGCUACAGACUAACUACACAAAUUUGACUCAGAGUAAAAAUAAACUUGAGAACAGAUACCAAUCACUGUCCAAGGACAAAGAUGCUUUGCAACUCUGUUGUAAUACUACGCAGAGGGACAAGGAUCAGCUACAAACAAACUGUAACAGUGUUCAGAACAAUCUCAACAACCUGCAGAGAGAAAAGAAUGACUUACAGACUCAGUUUAACACCAUGAGAACAAACAGAGAUCAGUUACAGAGGAGUAAUGCUGCACUGAAGAGUGAAAAGGACCAGUUGCAAAGCCAGUACAAUACUCUGCAGAGGGAGAAAGAUCAGCUCAGGAGUGAUUACACUAGUUUGGGAGCUGUUAAAUAUCAGCUAGAGAAGAAGGUUGAAAAAGUAAGAGUUGACCUGACUAAAGAGAAAGACCAACUGCAGCAAAGCUACAACACCAUAAAACAAGAGAAAGAUCAGCUACAAACAAACUUUAACAGUGCUCAGAGAAAUCUCAACAACCUGCAGAGAGAAAAGAAUGACUUACAGACUCAGUGUAACACCAUGAGAACAAACAGAGAUGAGUUACAGAGGAGUAAUGCUGCACUGAAGAGUGAAAAGGACCAGUUGCAAAGCCAGUACAAUACUCUGCAGAGGGAGAAAGAUCAGCUGAGGAGUGAUUACACUAGUUUGGGAACAGUUAAAGAUCAGCUAGAGAAGAAGGUUGAAAAAGUAAGAGUUGACCUGACUAAAGAGAAAGACCACCUGCAGCAAAGCUACAACACUAUAAAACAAGAGAAAGAUCAGCUACAAACAAACUAUAACAGUGUUCAGAGCAAUCUCAACAACCUGCAGAGAGAAAAGAACGACUUACAGACUCAGUUUAACACCAUGAGAACAAACAGAGAUCAGUUACAGAGGAGUAAUGCUGCACUGAAGAGUGAAAAGGACCAGUUGCAAAGAAGCAAAGUCAGCUUGCAAAGCCAAUUUAAUACUCUGCAGAGGGAGAAAGAUCAGCUGAGGACCAACUACAACAAUUUGACUGAAGUUAGAGAUCAGUUACAGCAGAGAGUCAUUGCACUAGCCAAACCUUGUCAAGGAUGCUGGCUAAAGUUUGGUAGCAGUAGUUUCUAUGUUUCAACUCAAAGACGUUCCUGGUCUUCAAGCAGAGACUUCUGCAUCUCCAAAGGAGGUCGUCUGGCAAUCUUAAACAACAGGAAUAAAAUGACGUUUAUCAACGGGUUGAUGGGACCAGGUUCACAAGCCUGGAUCGGUCUGACUGACUGUGCUAGUGAAGGGACCUGGAAGUGGGUGGAUGGGUCCAGAGUCACAGCUACAUUCUGGGGUGAAGGGCAGCCCAACAACUUCAAAGAACAGGACUGUGGACAAUUUAUGUACGGUGGACAAAUUGGAGAGUGGAAUGAUUUUGAUUGUUCUUUUAUUCAUGUGUUUGUGUGUGAAAAAAACAUGUAAUACACAGUUAAGCUGUUCUGUAUUUACACAUCUCUGAUAUAAACAUCACAUUCUAGAUUACAGAUGUAAAAAAUUGUAUGUGUUUACUUUCUUGAGUCAAAACAAGGAAAUCUGAUUCAAUCUUGAUGCAGUGAUCUGUUAUAAAUCUCAAAUAUUGUACAUUUUGUUGAUGAGUGCUGCUUGAUGAUACAGAAUCAGAUUUUGCAUUCAUUGUCUGAUACUGGACUAUGCUGUGGCCUUUGGUAAAGCUUUAAUGGGCAAAUUGCCUUCUUUUUAAUGAAACUGAAUACACGUCAAUUAAUGUGUGUAUUAAAACCUGUGAAACUGUUAAACUGGUACAACAAAAUGUCUGUUAUCUUUCAA